Molecule: messenger RNA, 888 nt
Organism: Entamoeba invadens IP1
Lineage: Eukaryota; Evosea; Mastigamoebida; Endamoebidae
Exons: 1
Coding region: 1-888 (295 amino acids)
Source: RefSeq, a predicted model, not a curated record
AUGGCAGGUUACUACAGGAGGUACAGGAGGUACAAUAGAUACAACAGAUACGGGAGAGGUUUUUCAAGAGGGUUCAAACCAUUCAACAAGAAAAAAGGCGGGUUCCAGUAUAAAACCGCAGACAACUCGAUGACGGUAAGUAGCUACAAGAAUCUUGGCUUUACAAGAGCAGUGAAAAUGAAUCUCAGGAGACAGUUCAACGUCACAAAAGGAAAAUGCUUCCGGUUGUGUCUCAAUCCAUUUGACUCUGAAAAUCAAUCGGAUCUCUUUCAUGUCGUUCCCUCGAGCAAUGGACAACCUAAAUACUACCCACGAUUUGACUUUGCAAAGGUCGAAUGCAUCUCAAUUAACAUCAGUCCAAAACAGAACUCGUUUGAUGACUCUCUCUCUUCAUACGCGAUAUUCUACUGCAUAGACAGUGGAAUCGGUGAAUCACGAUUUGUUUCGACAACCAUCGAAGAGACUGAAUCAGAUUAUGAAAUGGUAAAGGCGUACAUAUCAAACAAAGACGUCAGGGAAGUCAAUGACGACAAAAAGAUGACGUUCAACAUCAAGACAAUCCGGUUCAUAACAAGUGACGACGUCACAACAAUCCACAUCGGAAACGGUUUCAAUAUCAAGGAGAUGUGUUCCGGAACAGUCCAUGAUAAUGGGAGUUAUUAUUCCGGGUUAUACGACCCAAAAAAUGGAAACCAAGUCUUGCACCCUUACGGACAAGAAGGACAAAAUGAACAAGAAGAACACAAUGGACAAUAUGGAAUGGACAUUGAAAAUGACACGAUUUUACAGAAAAUAAUAUGUUUUGGAAUGGUGUACAUGGUAUUUCCUCCAGACCAUGCUACAAACUACACAAUAGAUGUUGUGUACAAAAUGAAACUUUACUCGUAA